AUGUUUUUACCUCUCUCUCUUUCUCUUUCUUUCUCUCUCUCUCUCUCUCUCUCUCAUAUAUCAAAAAUAUUGACAUAUAUCUAUUUUAUUGUGUUCAUAUCUAUCUAUCUAUCUAUCUAUCUAUCUGUCGCUGUAACUAGUACAUGUCUUUAUCGUUCUGUUCCUAUCUAUUUAUUUAUCUAUCUAUCUAUCUAUCUAUCUAUCGCUGUAACUAGUACGUAUCUUUAUUGUUCUGUUCCUAUCUAUCUAUCUAUCUAUCGCAUAAGUGUCUUUAUCGACAUGUUCCUAUCUAUCUAUCUAUCUAUCUAUCGCAAUAUUUUUACGUCUUUUUCUUUAUAUACAUGCAAAUAUCCAUCUAUUCAUUCCUAUUUAUUAAUUAUGUAUCUAUCUCAGUUCCUAUCUAUCCAUCUAUCUAUCUAUCUAUCUAUCUAUCUAUUUGUUUCUAUCUAUCCAUCCAUCGCUGUAACUAGUAAGUGUCUUUAUCGUUCUGUUCCUAUCUAUCUAUCUAUCUAUCUAUCUAUCUAUCUAUCUAUCUAUCGCAAUAUUUUUACGUCUUUUUCUUUAUAUACAUACAAAUAUCCAUCUAUUCAUUCCUAUUUAUUAAUUAUGUAUGUAUUUCAGUUCAUGUCUAUCUAUCUAUGA
Acanthosepion pharaonis is the source of this 642-nucleotide messenger RNA. The record is from the annotation of a GenBank genome assembly. NCBI's taxonomy places the organism in Eukaryota, Metazoa, Mollusca, Cephalopoda, Sepiida, Sepiidae.